Molecule: messenger RNA, 2310 nt
Organism: Lindgomyces ingoldianus
Lineage: Eukaryota; Fungi; Ascomycota; Dothideomycetes; Pleosporales; Lindgomycetaceae
Exons: 7
Coding region: 1-2310 (769 amino acids)
Biological process (GO): DNA-templated transcription; regulation of DNA-templated transcription
Molecular function (GO): DNA binding; DNA-binding transcription factor activity, RNA polymerase II-specific; zinc ion binding
Source: RefSeq, a predicted model, not a curated record
AUGGUUGAUAUAGCAAAACCGGCCAACUCAUCUCCGACCUCGAUCUCCUCUUCCAAACCGCAAUCAACCGGCGGGCGGCAGCGCAUAAUAGCCUCCUGCCUCACAUGCCGACGUAGGAAAGUGAGGUGUGAUCACGGCCAUCCAGUCUGCGGAGCAUGUACGCGCGGUAACCACGUUUGUACCUAUGCAACGGAUCAGACCCUCAGUCAAACUUCGAUAUCAGCAGGCAGUAGAAUAUCCAAACCCAUGCUAUCCGGAGUCAAAGGAUCGAGGAAUACCGAUGUCCAAGCGCGAUUAGAUCGACUCGAAUUGCUCUUGGAGAAGGCAGUUACUGGCCAAGGGGCUCCACCUCGUUCCUCCGACCAAUCUAAGAAUGAUCCUGGGAGGCGCGAGUCUGACUCACAAUUAACUCCAUCUUCGAACAGCCAGAGCUCUCAGGGCGCUGGAAUUUCGUCUGAUAAUCAUGACGGCACCUUGCUACUUGAGGAUGGACAGUCGCAGUUUGUCUCUUCGUUGCAUUGGGCGUUGCUAGCUGAUGAGAUUCAAGACAUCAAGGCACUAAUAGGAGAUCGGUCAGAACAAGACAUGGUGGGCCGCGAGCAUCCAAAUGCAGACAGCCUCGUUUCUUUGCUCUCCCUCGGUAAAGCGAAGGUCGGGGUUACUCUAAAAUCACUUCUUCCUGAAACCCAGGAACACCGUGAUGCUCUUUUAGACCUGUUUUUCUACAACGUGGAUCCCAUGAUAAGAAUUACUCAUAAGCCUACCUUGACGAGAAAAUUUCCUCUAUACAUCCGCGAAACAAGCCCAAUCGCCUUUGCGGUGUUCUACGCAUCAAUCAAUUCCCUCUCUCCUUCAGUAGUCGAAGAAAGGUUUGGAGACACGAAAGAUACCCUUUUAUAUCGCUUUGAACAAGGUGUCGAGAUCAGCCUUGCCCGCGAAAAUUUUCUAACUACUUCAAGCCUGGAGGUUUUGGAGGGGUUCAUCAUUUGGCUGACUUGUAUAACAAAGGAGGAUGAUAUGGGAAAAGCAUGGGCUUUACUUGGUCUCGCCAUUCGAAUUGCGUUGAAUCAAGGGCUUCAUCGGGACCCAUCUCUAUUUCCUUCCGGAUCGAUGGACGCUAUAACUAUCGAGAUUCGUCGGCGCCUUUGGCAUCAGAUAUGCCACCUCGAGUAUAGAGCGGCGGAAUGCAAAGGACAAGAGCCAAACAUAUCAGACGAUGACUUCACAACACUCAUGCCACGAAACAUCGACGACGAUGAGCUUAUAGAUGGCGCCAGUCCAGGUCCCUCCCCAUAUGAUGAAGAGAGAUUUACAGAUAUGACUUUCCAGCUCGUCCGCUUUGUUGGUAUGCGAACUUUGAGACGAAUAGUUCAAAGCACAUAUAGGCUGGAGCGACGAAUGCUUGAAUGUGGGCUGCAUGGCACAUCAGGCCCAGAUACCGUGCAGGAGCUAACAAGCAUUUACGAGCAGAUCAAGAUAAUGGUUGAUGAAAUGCACGAUGCGAACCGGCGGAAAUAUCUGAGGUUUUGCAAUCCAGAGGUUCCGACUCAAAGGCUUUGCCUUGGCUUGGCUUCGUUACUAGAAUGGAGAUGUUAUCUACUGUUCUGGCUUCGAAUGCCUCGGGUGUAUCGGGAUGUCGUCUUCUCAGAAGACAUUCGAAAAUCGAUAUUCGAAAAGUCUGUCAAUUGCGUUGAAACUCUAAAUGGAGCAAGUGUCGAUGUUGAUGCGGCACGUUUCCAGUGGCAUAUAGGAGGGCAUGCUUCAUUCCAGGCGAUCAUGCACAUUCUUUCAGAGUUACGAAACCCACUCUUCGACGCCCCAGAUCGACAGCGUGCACUCCGAGCACUACAAAUGUCAAGAAUUCUGAAAGAGAACAACACCACAAAAGCUUGGUCGGUUGUAAAGAGUAUGAUCGAGAAAGUCCUUGGAGAGCAUGAGCAGAGUGCCUCACAAAAACCUUAUGUCAGCCCCGCGAAUGUGGUGGUGGAACACCUGCCGGAUUUUGGUCCCCAGAAGUCCAUGGCCGAUUAUAAUUUGCCCGUUUACGUGGACCGGAUACCGUCAUAUGCGAUUCAACACCCGCCACCACCUGCGCCGCCUGCACCUGCGCCGCCUGUACCACCCGAACCAUACAUUGAACCCUCAGAGCAGCAUGAGUUCAAUUGGGAUGAUCUUAACAAUAUUAAUUUAAACAAUAUUAUGGGUGAUUUGCAACCAACUCCAGGAGUGCAGAACCAGGAGUUUGAUUGGGGAUUUUGGGGUGAUCCUGUCGCAUUUGGUGACCCAGUAACAUAUCCCACGAACUUUUGA